Molecule: messenger RNA, 429 nt
Organism: Neospora caninum
Lineage: Eukaryota; Apicomplexa; Conoidasida; Eucoccidiorida; Sarcocystidae
Exons: 6
Coding region: 1-429 (142 amino acids)
Biological process (GO): mRNA splicing, via spliceosome
Cellular component (GO): U4/U6 x U5 tri-snRNP complex; U5 snRNP; spliceosomal complex
Source: RefSeq, a predicted model, not a curated record
AUGUCGUACAUGCUGCAGCAUCUUCACUCCGGAUGGCAGGUGGACCAGGCCAUCCUAACCGAGGAAGAGCGCUUGGUGUGCAUUCGCUUCGGGCACGACUACGACCCCGAGUGUAUGAAGAUGGACGAACAGCUCUUCAAAGUUGCCGAAGAUGUGAAGAACUUUUGUGUGAUUUAUCUGGUAGACACCACAGAAGUGCCUGACUUCACGACUAUGUACGAGUUGUACGAUCCGGUCACGGUAAUGUUCUUCUACAGAAACAAGCACAUGAUGAUUGACUUGGGGACCGGAAACAACAACAAAAUCAACUGGGCGUUGAACAACAAACAGGAGCUAAUCGACAUCAUCGAGUGUAUCUACAGAGGAGCCCGCAAAGGCAGAGGUUUGGUGAUAUCACCGAAGGAUUACUCGACAAAGUAUCGCUAUUAG